AUGUUCUUCCUACACAAUCUCGAGCGUAGGGUGACUCUGCAUCCGUCCUACUUUGGGCGGAACAUGCACGAGCUGGUCACGACGAAGCUCCUGAAGGAUGUCGAGGGCACCUGUGCCGGCAACUACUACAUAAUAUCCAUCAUGGAUACGUUUGACAUCUCGGCCGGCAAGAUCCUGCCAGGCAACGGGCUCGCUGAAUUCACCGUGGGCUACCGUGCCGUCGUAUGGCGGCCAUUCAAGGGCGAGACGAUGAUUCCUAGUCAGGUCAAGUACGAUCCAAACGCCACUCCGCCCCAGUUCACGGACAACGAGGACUACCGGAUCGAGCCCGGAACACAUAUCCGGGUCAAGAUCAUGGGCACACGAAGCGAAGUCGGUGAGAUGUGGGCAAUUGGCACCAUCAACGAAGACUAUCUCGGCCCUCUUGGCCCUUAG
This is a messenger RNA of Grosmannia clavigera kw1407, 435 nucleotides long. Its product is annotated as RNA polymerase 2 subunit 7. Gene Ontology annotation, molecular function: single-stranded DNA binding; translation initiation factor binding; single-stranded RNA binding. The record is from RefSeq and is a predicted model, not a curated record. Bases 1 to 435 code for a protein of 144 amino acids. The transcript has 3 exons. Gene Ontology annotation, biological process: transcription initiation at RNA polymerase II promoter; positive regulation of translational initiation; DNA-templated transcription. Gene Ontology annotation, cellular component: RNA polymerase II, core complex; P-body. Lineage: Eukaryota; Fungi; Ascomycota; Sordariomycetes; Ophiostomatales; Ophiostomataceae.